AUGUUCUCAGUUCCUCUGAUUGUUGUCUUUAUUUUAAUCGCCUGUUAGUCUGUCGUAUACAUUGACUGUGUAAGAGCUUGUUUAACUGCUUGGAGCAAAGGAGAGAGAACACUACACACAAGGCUGUCAGGAGAUCUUCUACAGGGACACGGACACUGAAGUCAGUCUAUUUGUCACAAAACCCUUUUUAAAAAUGAGUUCCUCUGACAUUACCAAUUCAAUUAAAUAAAAUGCGCGGCGACGUAUUUUUUUAUCAGCCAAUUAAUUAACUGAGUGAACAUUAUGGGACGUGUGUGUGUGGUUUGUGGUUACAGUCCUUAAUGGUGUCAAUUCUGUUAACUUGUAUUGCCUGCUUUCAUCUUGCAAAAUUAUUUACUAAUCAAUGUAGCUUUCUGUCGAUUACAAAAUAUGAACUUUGUAUCGAGCUUUGUUUGCUUAAGAAAAUCCAACCAGAGAAAGGCCCGCCUUUGUGAAUUGCAUUCGCUUGCUACACACUCCACCCCCAGAAACUUUUCAAACAUACGAGUAGCCUAUUCACCAGUUAUGUCCAGCUGCUUUCACAGUAAACGGGCGUCCUCGAUAUCAUAACCGUAAACUCCUGGGGUCGACCUGAAAUGGACUUACAGAUUCAGAAUCUUAGGGACGAGAAGUCUUCGGUAGAAGAUGCGUUUCGGCAAACUGUUGCCGAGAUGGGGGGCAAGGAGAGAAUUCAUCUCGUGAGCAGCGUCUUCCAACCAGAAGACGUAAACCAACUAAAUGUUUUCGAGGAACUUGUAAAAGACUUGUUCUAUGACACGAUUCCUCUACGCCGAAGCAGAGCCGCCACAAGCAAAGAGAAACCCACGGAAUAUAAUAAGUGCAAUGGGAAAAAAGGGAACAUUGCAGCACGCGACAUGAAAACCUGCUGCGACUCCAGUGAGAAUUCAGUGCAAGUUCAGACAGCAGAGAACAGAGAAGUGCCAGGACAAAACGUGCAUCACAUACAAACUGAUGCAAGGCUAAAACCUGCGCAAGCCACCAUUGAUUCUCAAAUGAUAAUAUUUAUUUUCAAGCGCGAAUUUGUAAAUUGCUGCGAAAACCAUGCGUGUUUAAAAGAAAUAUUGAAAGAUGUGAGAGCUCGCACAAAACUAGCCAGUAUCCGACCUGCUCUGCUUGGCUUGGUGCGCACUACUGUCGAAAACGAAGAAAGCGAACUGUCAGUAGUUAUGUUGGAGUCCCUGAUGCGCUCUGUAUUCAAAAAACAUCCUACGGAGUCAAUAUGGGUUGGACAGUUCGUGCCGAACAAGGCGAACAGAAAUGUUACAAUAAAGAAGAAUGCUUGCAGAACUCUCCAAACAUCGCUUAAUUCAGAAUGUAUUGAUAACAGUCACAACCUGCCCUUGAUGCAAAAGUGUUUCCCAUGGACACCCAGAAAAAAGAUGAACUCAGCCAAGAUCUCCUCAAGCUACAGGCAUCAAGGUCUUCCAGAGAGUGUUGAAGGACUUCCCCUGAAGACAAGCUGCAUGACUGAUGAACAGUGCAAAGAAGACCAAUUGGAACCAGACUUUGGAGUCAGCAGUCUGGAUGGUAAUGCAGAACAGUCUCCGGGGCAACCUGUGACCUAGUGGAGUGGUCACUGCUGGCACCUCUUCAAAAUGUCAAAACUUUGAGGAUUUGGGGGAGGGGUCGGCGGGGGGGUUGGGGGGGAAACGAAAGUUUAGUUGUGGCUUGUGUCAGUUAACAAAUAAGACUGGCAAAAUAUUAAACUGGAGUCAUUUUCCAAAAAUGAAACAUGAAAAAUAUUGUUGAAUAAAGUAUAUUUAGUUGUAUUAAUUAUUAAUUAUAACAUGUAACAUAAUUGGACGAUAAUUUAGGAAAUAUUUUGCAACCUUAAUUGAGCAAGAGAUUGGCUGUUACAAAAACCAGAGUACCCAGGGGUUCCCUGCACUAAAGUAGUGUUUCUCAGCUCCAGUCCUGGGGCCUAUGCUGUUUAUACUGGUUUUUGUUUCAACUAUAAUGCAAACUGUGUAUUGUAAUGAGCUGUUAAAUGUUCUUAAUUAGUACUUUUACAGUCUACUGACAAGUUAUUUACCUGCUUAAAGCCAGAUUAUGCCAGAAUAGCUAUGAUGCCCUAAAAAAUAAAUGGUGUAUGUUCACAUGA
Messenger RNA from Anguilla rostrata (American eel), 2140 nucleotides. RefSeq lists its product as uncharacterized. Lineage: Eukaryota; Metazoa; Chordata; Actinopteri; Anguilliformes; Anguillidae. Bases 615 to 1604 code for a protein of 329 amino acids. The transcript is spliced from 3 exons. The record is from RefSeq and is a predicted model, not a curated record.